This is a messenger RNA of Gekko japonicus, 3728 nucleotides long. It is a transcript of the gene LARS2, whose product is annotated as leucyl-tRNA synthetase 2. Gene Ontology annotation, biological process: leucyl-tRNA aminoacylation; mitochondrial translation. Lineage: Eukaryota; Metazoa; Chordata; Lepidosauria; Squamata; Gekkonidae. The coding region runs from base 107 to 2821 and encodes 904 amino acids. Gene Ontology annotation, cellular component: mitochondrion. The record is from RefSeq and is a predicted model, not a curated record. Gene Ontology annotation, molecular function: aminoacyl-tRNA deacylase activity; ATP binding; leucine-tRNA ligase activity. The transcript is spliced from 21 exons.
GGGGGAAGGAGGGAAGAUGGCGGCGCCCAUUUGGUUAGUGGGGAGGCGGGAAUGAGAGGUCUUUCACCCGCGUGUGCCGAACUGCUCUGCUACCAUCUGCGGCAGAAUGUGGUUUAUCUGUCAUCGAUUCCUUGCUUGCCCCUCAUGUUGGCAAAAUCAGUGUAACCGAGCCCUGGGCCCAGUUACAUGGCAGAAGAGGCCAGUUCCAAGAGGCACCCGAUCUAUUUAUAGUGAAACAGGAAAAUGGGAAAAAAAGUAUGGACUGGAAACCAGAAACAAAGUAGAACGAUGGUGGUUUACAAGAAUAAAGGAACAGUUCAAUACAACCGGAGGAAUAGAUAAAUCAAGACCAAAGUUUUAUGUUCUCUCGAUGUUCCCAUAUCCCUCUGGGAAGCUUCACAUGGGCCAUGUUCGAGUGUACACCAUCAGUGAUGCCAUCACGUGGUUUCACAGGAUGAGAGGAUUGCAGGUCAUCAAUCCAAUGGGAUGGGAUGCGUUUGGAUUACCUGCAGAGAAUGCAGCAGUCGAGCAUGGAUUGCAUCCAGCAAACUGGACACAGAGUAAUAUUCAACACAUGAGAAAGCAGCUUGAUGCACUAAACCUGUCUUUUAGCUGGGAUCAGGAAAUAACCACUUGCUUACCAGAUUACUAUAAGUGGACACAGUAUCUUUUUAUCAAACUUUAUGAAGCUGGAUUAGUUUACCAAAAUGAAGCCAUGGUUAAUUGGGACCCUGUGGACCAGACUGUUCUUGCUAAUGAACAGGUGGACGAAAAUGGCUGUUCGUGGCGCUCAGGAGCAAAAGUGGAAAAGAAAUAUCUCAAACAGUGGUUUAUUAAAACAUCCGCCUAUGCAAAGGCCAUGCUUGAUGCUUUGCCUGGGCUCCCCAAGUGGUAUGGGAUUAAAGAAAUGCAAGCCAAUUGGCUGGGGGACUGUUCUGGAUGCUAUUUUGAGUUCAUGUUAAAGGUUAUGAACAAACCAACUGGAGAAACAAUAUCAGCCUAUACAUCUACACCUGAAGCCAUAUAUGGAGCUUCUCACUUGUAUAUCUUACCUAGCCAUUGGCUGCUGCAUGGAAACAACUGUCUAAAGGAAAUCCUCCAGAAGGAGUUUGUCCCAGGCAAAGACUCUCUUACUUCAGUGACAGCUGUGAACCUGCUCACAAAUCAGGAGGUUCCUGUAGUCAUAUCAGCAAAAUCAGAAUUUGAAGGCUAUCUUGACACCAGAAUUGGUGUCCCUUGUGCUCAGCCAGACGAUGCUGAAGUUGCUCGGAGUUUAGGUCUGGCUUCUGAAAAUGUCAUUGAAGCUUUGCCAGAUGGCUCAGAGAGACUGGCCAGCUCAGGCGAGUUCACAGGUAUGAGUAGACAAGAAGCAAUAAGCGCCAUUACCCAGGAAGCCAGAAAUAAAGGAGUAGGAGGACAUCUAACAAGCAGUAAAUUAAAAGAUUGGCUGGUAUCACGACAGCGUUACUGGGGGACACCAAUUCCCAUCGUUCACUGCCAGAGCUGUGGUCCUGUCCCAGUGCCUUAUGAGGAUCUACCUGUGAAGUUGCCCAACAUAACAUCCUUUACAGGAAAAGGUGGCUCACCUUUAACUUCUGCUGCAUACUGGAUAAACUGCUCAUGCCCAAGGUGUAAGGGGCCUGCAAAGAGAGAAACAGACACCAUGGAUACAUUUGUUGAUUCUGCUUGGUAUUAUUUAAGAUACACCGAUCCUCAUAACUCUGACAGGCCUUUUCAUAAAGAACUGGCAGACUACUGGAUGCCUGUGGAUCUGUACAUCGGAGGAAAGGAGCACGCCGUCAUGCAUUUGUACUACGCCCGAUUCUUCAGUCAUUUUUGUCACGAUCAAAAGCUGACGAAGCACAAAGAGCCUUUUAAUGAGCUGUUAGUUCAAGGUCUUAUCAAGAAUCGGACAUUCAGGCUAGCAACAUCGGGCCAGUAUUUGAAGAAGGAAGAAAUUGAUCUUACUGGUCCUGAACCCGUUCACCUGAAAACCAAAGAGAAACUGCAGGUGACCUGGGAGAAGAUGAGUAAAUCCAAACAUAAUGGCAUAGAGCCCAAGGAGGUAGUCCAGAGGUACGGAAUGGACACCGUCCGGCUCUACCUCCUCUUCGCUGCCCCUCCAGAGCAAGACAUCUUAUGGGAUACGAAGACUGAUGCACUCUCUGGGGUGCAGAGAUGGCAAUCUCGCCUCUGGCACUUAGCAACCAAACUUAUUGAAGCCAGGGAUUCUGGAACGCUGCCCAGUCCUCAGCUCCUGAAUCAAACAGAGCAAGCCCAAGCCAGACGUAUCUGGGAGCGGAAGAACCUUGUGGUCUCUGAGGUAACAGGAUACUUCCUGAAGGAUUACUUGUUCAAUGCUGCAAUUUCUCAACUGAUGGGUCUCAGUAAUACUUUGUUGCAAGUCUCCCCACGGCUUAUCCUCCACAGUGUGGAGUUUGAAGAUGCUUUGGCGACUCUCUGUGUUAUGCUUGCCCCGAUGGCCCCACACGUAACUUCAGAGAUCUGGAAAGGCUUGUCUCACAUUCAGAAUAAGCUUUGCACUCAUCACCGCUGGGAUAUGGAUGUGCUGCAGCAGCCCUGGCCCACAGUGGAUCCGGAAUACGUCCAGCAGCCAGAUGUAGUGGAGGUGUUGGUUCUGAUCAAUAACAAACCCUGUGGUAAAGUUUGUGUACCUCAGGAAGUAGCCCGAGAUGCAGAAGUAGUUCGUAAACUGGUUAUUCAGAGUCAGCUGGGGUCUGAACACCUCCAAGGACGGACUGUUACCAAAUUCUUCUUGUCUCCUCGAACCGCCCUCAUCAACUUUCUAGUCCAGGAAUAAAAGAUGUAUUUCUUAAAGCUUAUUGCCUAAUGACAGCUCCUAGAAUUCAUUGAAAGAAGACUGAUUAAAAAUAGGAAGGACAUUUGUUUAAAACUAAUGUCAAACUUGAUGAAGAGGAGUAAAAAAGUUACUAAGAAAAUGAAUGCUUAUCCCAUCACUCUCCAUGUAAAGGAAAAACCGUGAUGGCACUUGAGGUACCCCUUCUAAUCAGGAAAGAAAACUACUUCACAGCAUUCGGCAACUUGAAUAAAGAUGCUACAGGGAACAGAAAAGUAAAAGAAAUGGGUGAGGGGAAACGAUACAAGAUCUCAAAUGUAUGAAAUCCACAAGCAAUUCUACAAAUAUCUCUUUGACAACGUUUUUGAAAUGCUGCAAGACAACAGACUUUUUAUCAAUGUUGAACCAGUUGUAUGUCAGUGUUGCAAGGAUCCUUUGUUGAAUAAUAACAUAUAACUCAACAAUAAACAACUAGCAAUCAUGGUCGUCGUCCCCAAGCAGAAAUCUGUUUUGCAAUACUAAAGCAAGCGGGCUUUUUCCCAAAGUACUUCUUUCUGAAAAAACGUAAAUGCAAGACUGUCAGUGGACUGUUCCAGAAUCUGCAUCCACGGUUAAAAUCCACUGUUCUCAGUCCUAUUCAUGUUUGUUGAGUAGCCAGCCUAAAUUCCCAAUAAAAUAUUUUUUCUACCAUCUUGCUUAUUCAGUGCCUGCUGCAUUUUCACUAGUUCCCACAGAUCUGUCCAUCCUGAAUAAGCGAAAGGAAAUUACUGCUGAGCACGAAUAAAAAGAACCUGACUUAAAUUAUUAGCUCCCUGUUUCAAAGUGCUGAUAAUAGAUCAAGUCCAAAUACUGCAGUGCUGGCAAGGGGCACCCAUUCAUGCCAGUUUCGAUCUUUUGUUCUGCUGUAACU